AUCCUUCAGCUGUUAAUGAACAAAAUAAUUAUGCUUUUCAGGGAGCCUGUGGUGCGGUCAAAGUCAAAUUCACUGAGUGACACGUUGGCUAAUCCAGACACCACGAAAGCCAAGUUGAUUUCUCGAAUGGCGAAGAUGGGUCAGCCAAUGCCAUUUCUCACAGGAACGCUCUCUGCACAACCUGACUCCAGUGACUCAGAGCUUGAGGAUCAUUCAUUGAAGGGCACCCCACAUGCUGCUCCAUCUCCUGCCCCAUCAUCGGUUCAGCACACUGCACAUCCUGUUCACAAUCUGCCUCCACAGCAGCCAGCACCAGCGCCUGUUUCCAUGCAUGCAUCCUCCUCUGCCGCACUAUUGCCAGUCACACUUUCUGCACAACAAGGACUGGCUGGCAGUGGGCAGACCUUCCAGCCAUAUGCAGGGAUAUCCUAUGGUUACCCACAAGGUCAUGCUGCGCAGACUCAGAUUCAGACAGUUGCACCAAUGUACCCAGCCCAGGCACACCAGUAUCAAGCUGCUGGAGAUGUCACUUCCUUUAUGAUGACAGAGGCACGCCAGCAUAACACUGAGAUUCGAUUGGCUAUCAGUAAGGCGUCUGAUAAAAUUGACCAGCUUUCUCUUAAGGUUGAUGACUUGCAGAAACAUGUAAAUGGGCCCUCAUUUCCUGGCAUUUCAUCAGUAACAAUGGAAACCAGCAUGAUCAUGCAUAACAUCCAGAGAAUUAUCCAGGAGAAUGAGAGGCUGAAACAGGAAGUGUUUGAGAAAAGCAGUCGAAUUGAAGAGCAGAAUGGGAAGAUCAGUGACCUAAUCCAGAGAAACCAAAGAUAUGUGGAACAGAGUAAUUUGCUGAUGGAGCAGAGGAAUGACUCUCUAAUAUCUUCAACCGAGAAUAACCAGGCUCGUAUCCUGCUUGCAGAACAGGAGAAGGUUAAGGUGACUGAAGAACUAGCAAUUGCAACCAGUCAGGUUGCCAAGUUGCAGCUGGAGCUCACAUCCCACCAGAAGAAGGAGAUGGAGUUACGGAGCCAGCUUGCAUCAGCAUUGCAGGAGGCAGAGGGACAAAGACUACGGCUCAACAAUGUGGAAGUCCAGUUAACAGGUACAGGUUAUCACUCUGAUCACCUUGAUGUGCAAAUCCAUCAAGAGGAACGAGCUCUGUCUUUGUUCCUAUAG
This is a messenger RNA of Chiloscyllium plagiosum (whitespotted bambooshark), 1173 nucleotides long. NCBI's taxonomy places the organism in Eukaryota, Metazoa, Chordata, Chondrichthyes, Orectolobiformes, Hemiscylliidae. The record is from RefSeq and is a predicted model, not a curated record.